AUGCAAUGGAGGAUCAAAAAAGAUGGACUGUCUAAUUUGCAGCUCUUUAAGAGAGUGGGGUUCGGGGCAGCAGAGCGGGGCGGUGGUGGUGACGGGUGCGGGAGGGACGGCGUGAGCGAGGUCUGGGUCCCACCCGCGCCGGCAGCCAGGCGGGCUUCGAGCGUCAAGGGCGCGGCUGCGGGCGGACCCCGGGGAGGGGCUUCGCGGAGGCGCCGCAGCCCGGGAGGAGCGGAGCGGGGCCGCCGGGGCUCGGCGCACAGCGCGGCCGAGCAGGCGGUGGCGCUGCGGAGGAGGCGGCGGCGGCGGCGGCCGAGGCCGGUGGGCGCGGAGCAGAAGGAGGAGGAGGUGGAGGAGGAGGAGGAGGAGGAGGGGCCCGAGACUGAGGCGGCCGGCGGCAGCUGCCUCGGUGACGACUGCCGGCAGCGCGGCGCCCCAAGGAGAGCCAGCCGCGGGCCCCGGCGUCACCUCCUCUUCGGUGUCUUCCUCGUUCUCCUCGCGCUGCCUCCGGGGUGUCAGCAAUGGGCCCCAACCGCCGCGGGCCCCGCACCCCGCGCCGCCCGUAGGCCCCAGCGCGGAGGCCUGUCACCACCCCUCGCCCAGCCAAGCCGUUCCCACCCCCGAUCCUCGAGAGGGAAGAUGAGGGAGACGGGCCCGGCGCUCAGCAGCCAGAGCAGCAGCAGCAGCAGCAGCAGCAGCGGUCGGGGGAGGGUGUUUGGCCGUUUCCUCUCAGCCGCCAGGACAAGAUGGCAGCGGCCGCGGAGAGGGGCUGAGCCCGGGCUGGGUGGGCUGCGGCCACCCGAAGAGGGGAGAGUGCGGGCCUCUAGGAAGGUAAGGGAGUUGGGCCAGGGACACCGCCACCCGGGGAGGGUGGCCCUGACCCCCCGAGGACCCGACUCCCAGGGCGGCCCGCAGCCGUCGCGCCUAUUUGUCCUCAUCCACAUCCCCGGCGCGCUCGUGCUCCCCGUUUCCGCCCCAGCGCCUGUGUGUGCGGCUCCCCAGAGUCCCGCGCUGCCGCGCCAGGCCCGAGGCCGCGGGGGCCGCGCCGUGGUUCGUGCGCGCGGUGGCGCAGCCUUCGGGAAGCCGCCUUGGCCGGGACCGCCGGGCUCCGGCCUCCGCUUGCCAAGGUUGCGCAAGGGCUUUUCCCAGCAACCGAAGUUUUGUUUAGUCCCCACCCAGCGCGGGGGUGGCGGGGAACGACACUCUCUUCCCUCCCCCUCGGCCGCCCUAGGCCGUAACUACGGAGACCUCUUCCCUUUCAUCAAAGGGGAACGAACACCACACACGCGCGCGCACGCCCGCAACGCGCCACCGCAAGCAGCGCCCGGCGGGUGGCUGUGUGCCCUCCUCCACCCCCCCACCCCCGCCUCGCCGGGCUCGGUGGCCCCGUCCCCGGGCGGCGGGUUUGGAGGGUGUCAACCCUUGGGGACGUGCGUGCGUGUGAUUGUUGGGGAGGAGAAAUGUGAUCCGCGGCUCCGCGUCCCCAGCGGCGGCAGCGGGGGGAAGGCGUGGCGGCCGCGCGGCGGGGCUGUUGCCGGCUUCUCUCGUUACGGCGGCGGCGGCCGUCCGCUUCCCCUGCGCCGCCCCGGCAGAAGUCGCCGAAAGUCUCGGGAUGAGAACGUGUGUUUUCCUGUCGCGGGGGAGACCUGCUCUAACAUGGUAUGGCCUCACAAGUCUUGGUCUACCCACCAUAUGUUUAUCAAACUCAGUCAAGUGCCUUUUGUAGUGUGAAGAAACUCAAAGUAGAGCCAAGCAGUUGUGUUUUCCAGGAAAGAAACUAUCCACGGACCUAUGUGAAUGGUAGAAACUUUGGAAAUUCUCAUCUUCCCGCUAAGGGUAGUGCUUUUCAAACAAAGAUACCGUUUAAUAGACCUCGAGGACACAACUUUUCAUUGCAGACAAGUGCUGUUGUUUUAAAAAACACUGCAGGUGCUACAAAGGUGAUAGCGGCUCAAGUGCAGCAAGCACGAGUGGAGGCACCGCAGGUUGGGGCGUGGAGAACCAGGUUACAUUUCUUAGAAGGCCCCCAACGAUGUGGAUUGAAGCGCAAGAGUGAGGAGCUGGAUAAUCAUAGCAGCGCAAUGCAGAUUGUCGACGAACUGUCCAUACUUCCUGCAAUGUUGCAAACCAAUAUGGGAAAUCCAGUGACGGUUGUGACAACUACAACAGGAUCCAAACAGAAUUGCACCACGGGAGAAGGCGACUAUCAGUUAGUACAGCACGAAGUCUUAUGCUCCAUAAAAAACACCUAUGAAGUCCUUGAUUUUCUUGGUCGAGGCACUUUUGGCCAGGUUGUUAAAUGCUGGAAAAGAGGGACAAAUGAAAUUGUAGCAAUCAAAAUCUUGAAGAAUCACCCUUCUUAUGCACGCCAAGGUCAAAUAGAAGUGAGCAUACUGGCAAGGCUCAGUACUGAAAAUGCUGAUGAAUAUAAUUUUGUCCGAGCUUACGAAUGCUUUCAGCACCGUAACCAUACUUGCUUAGUCUUUGAGAUGCUGGAACAAAACUUGUAUGACUUUUUGAAACAAAACAAAUUCAGUCCCCUGCCACUAAAAGUGAUUCGGCCCAUUCUUCAACAAGUAGCAACUGCACUGAAAAAAUUAAAAAGUCUUGGUUUAAUUCAUGCUGACCUCAAACCAGAGAAUAUUAUGUUGGUAGAUCCUGUUCGGCAGCCAUACAGGGUUAAGGUAAUAGAUUUUGGGUCGGCCAGUCAUGUGUCAAAGACUGUUUGUUCAACAUACCUACAAUCACGGUACUA
Molecule: messenger RNA, 2752 nt
Organism: Castor canadensis (American beaver)
Lineage: Eukaryota; Metazoa; Chordata; Mammalia; Rodentia; Castoridae
Source: RefSeq, a predicted model, not a curated record